ACAGUCAUUUUUGAGAUCGCGUCGAUAGGAAACUAUGAGCUGUUUAUUGCCAGUUUUCUUGCUGUCGUUAAUUGCAGGGCCAGCAACAUGUUCAGUUCUAGGACGUGAGUGUCCAACUGAAAUAACAUGUGAACCUAUAGACGGGUGUGAGGAGGCUAACGUGUACGAGACCCAGUUGGAAUUCGAGGGUUUGGUUUGCCUUUGGUGUCCAGUGUGUAUAGACACAACAACAUUAGACAGUAGCGGAUGUCCAGACAGAGAGGAAAUGUGUCAAGGGACUAUCACCCCUCCCGACAGUUGUAAAGCACAGCUUUUCUACACUUAUAACGACAAUACUUGCAACUAUUGUGACGAAGAUUUGUGCGUCAAUUUUUCAAACGACCAAUUCGUUGGCUCUAACUAAUACAUAUUUAUGGUGUGUUAAAGUCAGUAAACGGCCAGCUUGCAUGAUUUAAUUGAUGAAUGAUCAAACGAUCUAAACAGUACAGGUUUUGCAUGUAACCAUUAUACUCGUAAAAAUGAAACUUUUAAUAUAACUUGUUUAUCCAUAUGAUGGAAUGAAUAAAUUUAAUGCAAUUUUAA
Messenger RNA from Ruditapes philippinarum (Manila clam), 582 nucleotides. RefSeq lists its product as uncharacterized. The record is from RefSeq and is a predicted model, not a curated record. Bases 35 to 403 code for a protein of 122 amino acids. The transcript has 3 exons. NCBI's taxonomy places the organism in Eukaryota, Metazoa, Mollusca, Bivalvia, Venerida, Veneridae.